AUGACAGCCAACACUGUUCAUGGCUUUCACGUACACAGAGAUCCACUAGUAAACGGCGAACUCAACUGUACAGCGGCUGGACCUCACUUCAAUCCUUACGGUACGACACAUGGUUCAAUCACUGCAGAUAUUAUGAACCGACAUGUUGGAGAUCUUGGAAAUGUGACUUCUGCUAAUGACGGCACGAUCAACAUCAACAUUCGAGAUUCGAUUAUUCAACUAUAUAAUGCGACACAAUCGAUUGUUAAUCGAACCAUUGUUCUGCAUGCAAUGCGAGAUGACGGUGGUAUGGGUGGUUUUUCGGACAGUAACACUACUGGAAAUGCGGGUGCUCGAAUUGCUUGCGGUAACAUCAUGUUAAAAACCGCGUGGUCAAAACAUUAA
Messenger RNA from Rotaria sordida, 384 nucleotides. The record is from the annotation of a GenBank genome assembly. Lineage: Eukaryota; Metazoa; Rotifera; Eurotatoria; Philodinida; Philodinidae.